Messenger RNA from Drosophila innubila, 985 nucleotides. RefSeq lists its product as uncharacterized. The record is from RefSeq and is a predicted model, not a curated record. The coding region runs from base 21 to 887 and encodes 288 amino acids. The transcript has a single exon. Lineage: Eukaryota; Metazoa; Arthropoda; Insecta; Diptera; Drosophilidae.
AGUUAAAGUGUUUGAAUCAGAUGGAUCAAAUAUGCAAAUUCUUAAGUGUCGAUCUCUGCGAUGUUUUGUUGGGUUUGUUCCAAUGCGAAAACGAGAAUAAAAAUAGCUCUGCAUCGAGUCAUGAUGUUGUGGAUGGUCUUAGCUAUGUUAUAAGGCACAACUAUCCGAAACGCUUGGUCACCUACGAUGCGGAGGAAAUUGGGGAGCCGCGACUCAUAAGGAUCUCUGAACUUACCGAAAGUGUCUUAAGUCUCAUUUUGCCAAACUGCAAAAAGAAUGAAACUAUGGAGGCAGAUGAGUGUGAGGUAGAUGAAGAUGAAUGCGCGGAGAAUGAAGCUAAAUGUCACGCAAGUGAGGUGAAGUUCAAGCCGGUUAAAAUUGAAAGCAAUUCGAGCAACGAAAAGCUGAAUAAAGAUAAAGAGAAGAACAGCAGAAUUGCUUGCAAUUUCUUGAAAUCAUUUUUUCCUGGCGAGAAUCUCAACGAAGAGCGUCUCAAACAAUUGGAACAUUGCAGUAAGAUCCUCCAUGAACGCUUCCUACAGUGUCAGGCUGAAGAAGGUAACGAAGUGUCCACCAUGGAGAGGAAAUGGGAAUCGCUCAAGCCAAUGCAGAAGUUUUGCUUUUAUUGGCAGGCGCUCACCGGACACAUAUUAUAUCCGACGCCCUUUGAGAACUUCAAGGAUAUAUUUAUCCGGCGAUAUCGAAGAAAGUGUCCACUUGGCAGUGAGAGGGAGCUGCGAGGUGUAGUGCGGCGUUGCUGGCGUUGCCUGAAAAGCGAGGAACGUGUACCCUUCAAUCUGAAUGCUUUGUUGUAUCAUGUCAGCACCGGCAAAGUCGAUCCCUUCGAUCAUUGUGCUGUGCGUAUGCUCUUAAAUCGAUGGCGAUGAUGACCUUGGUAUCGCCUGGCCAGGAAGCUCAAGGGGGAGGGUUGGGCAUUAAAGUGUCUGUCAAGCAGCCAGAGUAAAUUUGAUUUUGAUUUUAAUUU